CUGUGACGUCAGCAGCUGAGGAGGGGCGCUGACCGUGGUUCUGAACGCGCCUCAUAGUUGAGUACAGGACGCAUCUCACUAUCCUCCAUCUCCGACGUUCAUAUCACAUUCUGCUUUAACACACUUCUCUUAAUCACAUCACCCGUGAAACGUGAGAGCCGCUAUGCCGAAUUAACGGAAGCUCUUCGGACCCAACGGGCAGGAUGGGUUCUGUGCGCGCGCUGCUCUUCGCCGUUCUGUCUCUCCGCGCGCUCGCCGUCACCAUCGCAGACAGGAAAUUCGGUUGUCUGUUUGAGGAUGAGGUAUGCGAGGCAUAUGAAGUCUGCAUUAAUGAUGGAGUGUUUGGGCGAUGUCAGAGAUAUUCUGGGACACUUUCUUACACAGAUGCCGUGUCUCCAGCAUCUCUACAGCGCUUGAGGAAUGUUCUCCAGAAGCUGGCCCACAGAGGUUAUACUUGGCAGGAUGACACAACUCAGGAGGUGAUAUCAAAAGAGCUUUCACAGCUACCUAAGGUUCCUUUGGGAAGAUAUUUCACUGGCAACUCUAGAACUCACAUUCCAAAUGAUGACAGAAAAGCUCAGACAGAAGAACUUAGCAGGACGCUGCAGAGAUACCUACAGGAACUGGGCUUCCAGACUACUUAUGGCGCAUCUUACAAGCAGAGUCUUCAAGAGCAACAGCUUCCUUGGAAGUACAGAGAAAAUGCACUUCCCAAUCGUAAGGGUUUUAUUCAGCUCAAAGAGCAGCUUCCUCCACCCCACCCCAUCUCCUUCCCACAAGCCCGACCUGAUCUCCAGGUGAUUGCUGAACAACCUCCCUCAGGUCGAUCAUCCUUCACUGGUUUUAAACAAGAUCGUACUGGAGUCCCUCUUGCUGAGCUUCAGCAGUAUCAAGCUGGGUCCAUGAGAGCACAAGAUCUCAGUAAAGGUCAAACCCAGGGAAAGCUGCGUUAUUUUAGCCUACAGCGCGCUCCCGCUACCAAAAUAGAAAAACUGCCAGGAGCUUCCAGACAACCACCAAAGCCCAGAAUCGAAAAACUAUUUUUUAAAUCUGGAGCGAGCAGCACUGCUUCCAAGAAUGCCCUCAGUUCAGUAGAUGAGAAAUUCAUUGACAGAGUGGUUAACCAGCUUGGACGCCAGAGUGUCAAUGUGGAUGCUUUGAACACAAAGGACCUGGAACAGCUCUCCAAGGUCAUCACCCAGGCCCUGCAGGCGGUGGAUGGAGAGGAAGGGGUCAAAGGUAGAGAGGUCACACAGGAUGAGAGGCCAGAGGAUGAAAUGGAGGUGACUGGUGAUCAGUUGUGUCCGGUGGAAAAAGAUGCACCACGUGAAACACAAACUGAAGAAAGUGAUUCUAAUGUCAAGAACAAAGGUUUUCUCAGCCAGCUGCUGGAGUUCCUGGAUCAGAACUCUGGCCCUGAUUCUGCUGGACCCUCCCAAGCCAAAGAGCCUUUUCUGGGUUUCAUUGACCAGCCAAAUGCUGGAAGCCCAGUGAGAGCUAGUUUGGAGAAUGUCCAGAGCCGGACAACACAAACAGAACUGGACCUGAUGAAGAAGAAAAUGGAACCUGACACUUUGGAUCUACACCCACUGGUAGACACUGCGGUAGAACAGUGGAUCCACAGUUCUGAGGGCUCUCCGGAAAUCAAACCAGAGGUUCAACAAGGAAUAGUGACACAGAAAAGUUCAGUGGAUAAAGAAGAGACUGUGCAAAAGAAGGGUGUGAGAGUGGAGGUGAAUAUUGCAGCGUAUUCACGCCCACACGAUGGAGACUUUGGCUACAUUAUCACUGAAGAUUCUCUGUCCACCAAUCAGGGUCUGAACCUUAUGGAGCUCUUAGCUGAGAGAGUCAACCUUCGUGUGACAGAUUUUCUACAGCUCUCGGUUCUGGGUCCAGCAGUAACCUUUCGAGUGCGUCCCAAUGCCCGAAACAUCAGCACGGCUCAGCUAGCCAGAGUGGCAGUUGAGCAGAAAGGGCAGCUGGAGAAGGAAAGCGGUCUACAGAUUCUUGAGGCUGGACUGAGUGAUAGGGUCAAGUUGAACCAAAUCCCAGUUGUCAAACAAAGUCAAGUGGAGCCAAGCAACUUUUUGAUUCUGGUGGUAGUCUCCAUGGUUUUUAUUGUCAUGGUAUUGGGGAUGUCGGGGGCGCUGUACUGCUUGCGCCAUCGCUCCCACCAUAGGCUGAAGGAGAAGCUUGUCGGUUUGGGAAAUGACAAUGGCCACGAUGCCACAGCGGCCUAUCAGGAUCUCUGUCGCCAGCGCAUGGCGGUGCAGACAUCAGAGCGGGGAGAGAAAUCAGAGGUGUUCCACCCAUCUCACACGUCACGCAUUAACAGCGUAUCCUCGCAGUUUAGUGAUGGACCAAUGCAGAGUCCGUCGGCCCGCAGCAGUACAUCUUCCUGGAGUGAGGAACCUACACAAACCAACAUGGACAUCUCCACUGGACACAUGAUACUGUCGUACAUGGAGGAUCACCUGCAGAAUAAGGAUCGUCUGGAUAAGGAGUGGGAGGCUCUCUGUAGUUACCAGGCUGAGCCAGCAGCAUGUACGGUGGGUCAGCAGGAACAGAACGUCCGGUGCAACCGCCCACACGGUGUCCUUGUGUAUGAUCACUCCAGAGUCAUUCUGAAGGCAGAGAAUAACCAAUCCAGAUCUGAUUACAUCAACGCCAGUCCCAUCAUGGACCACGAUCCCCGAAACCCAGCCUAUAUCUGUGCUCAAGGUCCUCUUCCCACCACUGUGGCGGACUUCUGGCAGAUGGUUUGGGAGAGUGGGUGUGUGGUGAUUGUCAUGCUGACACCUCUCGCUGAAAAUGGUAUCAAACAGUGUCAUCAGUACUGGCCAGAUGAAGGCUCUGAUCUUUACCAUAUAUACGAGGUGAACCUUGUCUCCGAGCAUAUCUGGUGCGAUGAUUUCCUGGUGCGCAGUUUCUACCUAAAGAACGUUCAGACUAAUGAGACCCGCACAGUUACUCAGUUCCACUUCUUGUCAUGGAUGGACCAGAAUGUUCCAGAGUCCGCUAGAACUUUGCUGGACUUCCGCAGAAAGGUUAACAAGUGCUACCGGGGAAGGUCUUGUCCAAUAAUUGUUCAUUGCAGCGAUGGUGCUGGAAGAAGUGGAACUUACAUUCUGAUCGACAUGGUGCUUAAUAAAAUGGCCAAAGGUGCGAAGGAGAUUGAUAUUGCUGCUACCCUGGAGCACCUGAGGGACCAGAGAUCAAGCAUGGUACAGACUAAGGAACAGUUUGAGUUUGCAUUGACUGCUGUGGCAGAGGAGGUGAACGCCAUUCUCAAAGCUCUGCCUCAGUGAAGGAUAACAUUCACAUACACUUCCAACAUGUUUUCUUCAUAGCUUUUCUGUGUGACUUGACCUGUGGUUCUCCUUUCUUUGCAAGAAAGUGUAAGAAAGCUAUGAGCAAAGUAGAAAACGUAAUUAUGAAAUCUGGCCAAAUUUACAUUUCCAGCUCUAUCCGAAUUCUGAUGUGUCGUAUUGCAUAAGACAUUUAUUUGUCCUAAGUGUGUGUGAAAUGAUUUAGCCUUGAAAUGAUUGCUUAGAAGAUACUGAACUAGCCACCUAGGCAUGCAAUCAUACAGUAGAUUGUAUUUGCUACUCGGAUUGGUGUUUACGUACCAACUAGUUGUGCGUAUAAAAUAUCUCCGAUACUGUAUAUGUGUUCUUUGAAGCAGAUGUGAUGUAUGCGGUGUUGUAUGACACUGUAUUAGUCUGCUGCAAUUACGUUAGCAUAAAGUUUACGUGACUACGUUUAAGUUAUGGAUUGUGAUGACCAAUAUAAAUGCGAUGAAGAGAAUACUAUAUUACAGCUCUAACAAUUGUGAUCUCAUUGAAAUCCACAUUCAUUGUUGUGAUAUAUUGUGUUUCUUGACUAAUAAGCAGAUUAUAUAUAGAUGAAACUGAUUACACAUGUGAUUAAUAAUGGCCUGCCAAAAUGUAAUUGUACAUAUUAUUUUUGUGUGAAAAAUAUGAAGUAACAUAUAAUAAAUCUCC
Molecule: messenger RNA, 4004 nt
Organism: Triplophysa rosa
Lineage: Eukaryota; Metazoa; Chordata; Actinopteri; Cypriniformes; Nemacheilidae
Gene: ptprn2
Product: protein tyrosine phosphatase receptor type N2
Exons: 23
Coding region: 204-3308 (1034 amino acids)
Biological process (GO): protein dephosphorylation
Cellular component (GO): secretory granule
Molecular function (GO): protein tyrosine phosphatase activity
Source: RefSeq, a predicted model, not a curated record